Molecule: messenger RNA, 920 nt
Organism: Emericellopsis atlantica
Lineage: Eukaryota; Fungi; Ascomycota; Sordariomycetes; Hypocreales; Bionectriaceae
Exons: 2
Coding region: 222-719 (165 amino acids)
Source: RefSeq, a predicted model, not a curated record
CAUGAUUGUGGAUCCUGUUUGGCAGCAUGCCUGGGGUCAUGCAGCAAUCACGCCGCAGCUGCAUUUGACCAAUUCUUGCGACCUCAAGCCUGGGACUUUUGUGUUGUGUGCUUGGGAGUGUGGUGUAAAUCUUGCCGCUCAAUGUAUACUUGUGUGUGAGAUCGAGGAUAAAUCGCUUGUGAGUUUAGAGGUAGUAUCGACUCACACUGGCGGCGAGGGGCAUGCAUAUGCAUCGGCCCCUUGCCAGCUGCGGUGGCCUGUCAUUGACGGCCGCGCACAAAAACCUGAGCGACUCCCUAUCGAAAUGUUACGUGAUUGCGCAGGCAUCCCACGGGGCUUUCUUCAUCUUGGCGCGGGUAGACGGAAGGAGCGACUGUCCAUGCAUUUCGGUUAGAAAUGAUAGAGCGAAGCUUCGAUUGUCGAGGAGCACGCUUUCCCAUUCGGUGAUGGAUGGGGAACUCAGACAUCAAACAUCUGUGCUUAAGCUGCUGAGGCGAGGGCAGAAGCAGACAAAGAAAUCGAGCUAUGCGACGUCGCAAACUGGCAGGCUGCUAGGCGACGGUGAGAAUGAUGGAAAACCGCGCGCGGAGCAACCUCGAAUACUGUGCUACUAUGCUGCCGAUGGUGAAUGUAACGUUUUUGGCUGUUUCAACUCCUUUUCUCCCUUAUUUUUGCGCAAUUACCUCUCCGGGGUGACGCUGGUGACUCUGAAGUUCUAGCAUAACUUGGCUCAGCGAGAGGACUUGACCCCAUGUUGGAGGAGCUUUUCGCUUUUCCAGGACUGUUACGACCCGAUAUACGACCGCAUGCGCCUCUCACGUGCCCCCCGCUUUUUUCCUCUUAUUAUAUAUUACCCGCAUACCACGUAGAAUAAACGACUAUAGGCGACUAGCAACUAUAGUCGACUACGCUAUAAAAGC